CCACACACGUACACUCCGCUCAAGAGAAAGCCCAAGCCAACCGGACCGGCGGACCCUCUCUGACCGAGGCAGUCCCCCCACCUCCCCCCCCCCCCCCCUCACGCUUCACGAAGCCGGCGUGUCCGCAGCGAUGUUUUCCAGGACUUCGUCGCCGGGCUCGGGGACCAGCGGCCAGGACCGGUGCGGCGGCGGCGCCGACAUGACGGGCGAAAACGUCGAGCGCGACUUCCACGAGGGCAUCCAGGAGGGCAAGGAGCAGAUCAAGGACCUGAACGACCGCUUCGCCAAGUACAUCAACAACACGGUGAUGAGCCUCCAGCGCAAGAACAAGGAGCUGCUGGGCGAGCUGAAGCGGGUGGAGCGCGAGGAGUUCGGCGCCGUGGAGAAGGUCUUCCAGAAGGACAACCAGGACUUCCAGUGCAGGAUGGACGAGCUCCAGAACGAGCUGGUGCUGUUCAGGCUGGACUUGGACAAGAUCAAAGCCCGGCUGGAUAAAGAGAUCCAGCAAAAGAGGGAGUACGAGAAGGACUUCCAGGACCUCAAGAAGAAGUACGACGACGCCCUGGUUCUCCUGGAGAGGCUCCAGUGCCAGUGCAAGCUCCUGGAAGCCCAGUUGGCGCAGCUGAAGAUCGUCCGGGAUCAGGAGCGCAUCUACUGGCAGCAGAAGAUCGACAACCUGCAGAACCUGGAUCAGGUGGACACCAACACGCUGGACCUGGAGCAGGCGCUGAGGAACAUGCGCAGCGAAUACGAGCAGUUGGCCAAGAGGAACAAGGAAGAACUGGAGCGAUACAAGCAGAAGUUUGAGGAGAGUAGCAACCCGCUGCAGAGGAUCAAGAAGGAGACCGAGGCGUACCGCAUUGCCCUGACCGAUUUGAGAAUCCGGGAUGAAUUGCACAAGAGCCAACUGCAAGAGAAGGAGCGAGAGAUCAAUAGGAUCAAGGAAUACAAUAAAACGCUGGAGAAGAAUGUUGAGGUUCACGCCACCGAGUAUCAGACUCUGCUCAACGUUAAGAAUGGGCUUGAGCACGAGCUUUCUGGUUACAAGAGUCUCUUGAAUCAAGUGGAAAAGAAGUCGAGGGACUAUUCCUCGCCACCUUGCAUAACCGCAGCUCCAAAACCUGCAGAAGAUAUCAACAAGAUGUGGGCUUAGCGCAUUUAGCAUACUCACUGUUAGAACACAUGGAACUUGCUUUUUCAUAUUAUUUUCUGACCAUUGUAAAGCGUAACAAACAAAACUUGAGUUUGAUUAAUAUAUUGAUAACUGCUGAAUCUGUUAUCAGCUACAGGAAAUUGGUUUUAGUCUUCGAUGUUUGUUUCAAUUAUUUGUGCUCAUUAGAUAUACAUUCAGAGAGGUGUUUUCCUCAUUUCCAGCAAUUCCUUGUGUGCCGUUUUGUAAUGUGGAGCAUCGGCUAAAACCCAAAAUGUGUUUGUUCAAAACAGCCCAACUGUAGUCAUGCUACAGAUGAAUAGAAUUAAUCGUUUUGGGUGUUGUAAAAGCCAUAUACUUUGGUCACAUAUAUGGUUGGUGCAGUACUGGUAUUAAUGAGAUAAAAGUAGCUUUUGUGACUAUAACUGCAUCAAAUUGGUUGGUGUCAGUGACUCUUUCAUUUUCCUUGAAUAUUUAACUUGAUCACACUUUUUUUGAAAAUCAGAGGUCCAUAAUGUGGUUUGCAGUUAAGACAAAUGAGCAAUAUUACUAUUUUAGGUUUCCAUGUAUCCUUUUCAUUCAAACUAGUGUUAACUUUAAUAACUUAACUAUUAUUAAAUGUACGUAACAAACAUUAACUAUGCUUUCUAUUUUUUCUGAUUAAAACAAAUCUGAAAAUA
Callorhinchus milii (elephant shark) is the source of this 1830-nucleotide messenger RNA. RefSeq names its product vimentin-like. The record is from RefSeq and is a predicted model, not a curated record. Gene Ontology annotation, biological process: intermediate filament organization. NCBI's taxonomy places the organism in Eukaryota, Metazoa, Chordata, Chondrichthyes, Chimaeriformes, Callorhinchidae. Gene Ontology annotation, molecular function: structural constituent of cytoskeleton. The transcript has a single exon. The coding region runs from base 131 to 1153 and encodes 340 amino acids. Gene Ontology annotation, cellular component: cytoplasm; intermediate filament.